Megachile rotundata (alfalfa leafcutting bee) is the source of this 2012-nucleotide messenger RNA. RefSeq lists its product as uncharacterized. Lineage: Eukaryota; Metazoa; Arthropoda; Insecta; Hymenoptera; Megachilidae. Gene Ontology annotation, cellular component: transcription regulator complex; nucleus. Gene Ontology annotation, biological process: regulation of transcription by RNA polymerase II. The record is from RefSeq and is a predicted model, not a curated record.
UUAAAAAGUUGAAAGUAUAUUAAAAGUUACAUUCUUAAAUUUCUCAUGUGUACGCGCUUUUUGAAAAUAAUGCACUCAGCGCCAUCUCUCCAACAAACAGGGUGAACUACACACUUUUGAAACUGCAGUUUAAUUAGUUCUCAUCUUGUACCGCUAGAUGGCAGAAUAUAAAACUGGAACCCAUAGGCUAAUUAGGAUUAGCCUAAAAUGAUUAAAAAUUGAUGAUAGUAGAGUCAAAAUAAUUCGAAAUUAAUUGGUCUUGUAUUCCUAUGUAAUUUAUGUCAAUAAAAUCAAUUGUCAAGUUUUGUCUGUAGUUUCUCGAUUUCCCCGUAUGAGGUCCUCAACCUCGACUCAACACGUGAUACCACAUUUUUGUAUACAUAUAGUCACACAUUUUAACUCACGUAACCUCAAGUAUUCCUACUUUUGCAAUUUGUUGUUUAUUUAAAAAUGGAGGAAUUAUUAAUAGAAAAGGUCAGAGAACGCGAAGUACUGUACAAUCAUGGACUGCCUGAUUAUCGAGAUCAACACAUUCGUCAGGCAGCUUGGGAGGAAAUUGGAAGGGAGUUACAAAUACCAGGAAAUAAGGCCAAAGAAUCGUGGGAUAAGUUAAGAAGAUGUUUCUGCAAUGCCAGGAAUAGGCGGCGUGAUGACAUAAAAAAUGGUAUGUCUUUCAAAAAAAAAUCUUCCUGGAAGUACGAGCAGCAAAUGUCAUUUAUUAUACCUUUCUUAGAAAGCAGAAGAACACAUGGAAGUUUGAACGAGUCUCUGGCUCUUUCCAAUUUAAACGAGUCUCAGGCUUCUUCUAAUUUGACUGCUGAACCAGAAGAUCUAUCAGAAGGUUCUGAAGCUGAAGAAAAUACACUUCGUCAGUUGGAACGAGGACCCAUUGACUUAGAUACAGAAAAUGAACGAGUUCAGGACAACCAAGCUGCAGAUGAUGAAGCAGCUUUAAAUGAUGAAAGUGUUGAGAAAUAUUAUGAUACAACAAAAGUUUUACGAAAGAAAAACCAAAAAUUACGAAUUGAUAAUCCAGCAGAGCACAUGGUCCAGAUACUGAAAGAAAGCUCUGCAUUAAGAAAACGUCAGUAUGAAGGAAAGAGUACACGGCCACAAACAGCAAAAACAACUAGCCUCUUAGAAACUCUAGAUGACACUGAUAUGUUCUUUUUAAGCAUGUCAAGAAUGACAAAGCAGUUGCCAAAAGUUGAACAGUCGCAAAUUAAGCUUGCACUGAGCAAUCUGGUGCUGUCUGCAGAAGUUAGGUGUAAUCAACAAUCACUUUCUUCAAUUCUCUAUCCACAAUACUCCUUUCAUCAAAAUCUUAUGCAGCAACAAUCAUUUUUUUCGUCUCCAUCGCCAACGCCUAAUAACAUACAACCGGUAACGUCACCGUCAGAAUGUUCAAACAAAGGGGGCGAAUAUUCAAUAGACCCUUUGCACGACGUGAGUUGACAUGAGUCAUCAUAGAUAUCUCCAUAUUUACUUGCACAAAGUGCAACAGUAGUUGAGAAUUCUUGUGGGCUUUAUCACAUGGAAGGAUCUAAGGUAGUGAUUGCAAUAAAAGAGGUACCCAUCAAAUCUGAACAAAAGGAGACCUAAUUAGACAUUUAAGAGAAACAAUGUAUUACAAGGACCUAACAUCAAUGCUAUUGGAGGUAUUACUGUGCUUUUGCAGAAAAAUAACAUAAACAUUUCCUGAUUUUUAUAGACAUCCAGUUAAUAGGUUAAAAAGACUAUAUCAUAAGACUGAAUAACUGAGUACAAAGUAAGAGUAAGCUAGCAUAAGAUACAUGAAUGCAAUAACCUAUGAAUACACUGAAUGAACAGUAGAAUCAAGGUUAGAUAACUUCAAGAAAUCUUCAGAACAAAGUGCAAUGUAGAUACAUCACUUAUAAUAUUAACUCCUGAAUAUACGUUUGUUAACAGGAAUAAACAUUCUACCUGUAAAAUGUAUGCAAAUAUGAACGGAAACAUAAUUAAAAAUGGCAAUUGAGAGGAUAAUGGUAAAA